Molecule: messenger RNA, 1798 nt
Organism: Calypte anna (Anna's hummingbird)
Lineage: Eukaryota; Metazoa; Chordata; Aves; Apodiformes; Trochilidae
Gene: BHLHE40
Product: basic helix-loop-helix family member e40
Exons: 5
Coding region: 196-1464 (422 amino acids)
Biological process (GO): circadian regulation of gene expression; anterior/posterior pattern specification; regulation of neurogenesis
Cellular component (GO): nucleus
Molecular function (GO): protein dimerization activity; DNA-binding transcription factor activity, RNA polymerase II-specific; RNA polymerase II cis-regulatory region sequence-specific DNA binding
Source: RefSeq, a predicted model, not a curated record
CCCGGCGGCCGCCAGACGUGCCGGCAGUCACAGGGUACCGCACGUCGCUCCCGUCCACCCACUCGCCCGCAUUUAACCCGGGCCCGUCGCCGCCCGCCGCUCCUCAGCCCUUCAGCCGCCGAGGCAUGAGCUGCCCGCCUUGAGACGUCUCCCCGGGCUCCCCUCGGCACCCACCCACCCACCCACCGCACCGCUAUGGAGCGGAUUCCCAGCGCGCAGCCCCCUCCUCCUCCUCCUCCCGCAGCUGCCGCCCCCGUCUGCCUGGGCAAGCUGCCCACCCUGGAGAGCGGAGACCUGCCGGGGCUGGACUUCGCGCACAUGUACCAAGUUUACAAGCCCAGGAGGGGGUUAAAGAGGAGCGAGGACAAUAAGGAGACCUACAAGUUGCCUCACAGGCUGAUCGAGAAGAAGAGACGCGACAGGAUCAACGAGUGCAUCGCCCAGCUGAAGGACCUGCUGCCCGAGCACCUCAAGCUGACGACUCUGGGUCACUUGGAGAAGGCUGUGGUGCUGGAGCUCACCUUGAAGCAUGUCAAGGCACUAACCAAUCUGAUCGAGCAGCAGCAGCAGAAAAUCAUUGCUUUGCAGAAUGGUUUGCAAGCCGGUGACCUGUCAUCAAGAAACCUUGAUUCCAGCCAGGAAAUGUUUCGAUCCGGUUUCCAGAUGUGUGCCAAGGAAAUGCUGCAAUACCUGGCAAAGCACGAGAACACCAAGGACCUGAAGUCGUCCCAGCUGGUCAGCCAUCUGCACCGCAUGGCCUCCGAGGUGAUCCAGGGUGGAGCCGCCCGCAAGCCUGGAGACAUCCCUCCCAAAAUGGUGGACUUGAAAGAGAAACCUGUCUCCUUGGGCAAGGUGGCAGAGGGACACGGGAAGAACUGCGUGCCCGUGAUCCAGAGGACAUUUGCUCACUCCAGCGGGGAGCAGAGCGGCAGCGACACGGACACGGACAGCGGGUACGGGGGGGAGCUGGAGAAAAGUGACUCCAAAUCUGAACAGCAGUAUUUCAAAAAGGAUACUGAACUCAAGUAUGCUGUCCAGGAGAGAAUAAGCUCGAUUAAGCAAGAGACUGAGGACCCGCCAGCCAAAAGGAGCAGGCUGGAGUCGCCGGAGGAUGAGGGCCCCUUUGUCAGCGACAUGAUGGGCUCUUCCAGUGGCUUCCUGGCCCCCCAUGCUCACCAGCCCCCCCUGUGCCUGCCUUUCUACUUGAUCCCACCGUCUGCCACAGCCUAUCUGCCCAUGCUGGAGAAGUGCUGGUACCCAGCCUCAGUACCUGUCCUGUACCCCAGCCUCCCGGCCUCUGCUGCAGCACUUACGGGGUUCAUGAACCCCGAUAAAAUCUCCCCACCUCUGCUGAUGCCCCAGAGACUCCCUUCUCCUGUACCAGCCCAUUCCCCCAUCGACUCCUCGGCUCUGCUUCAAGCUUUGAAGCAGAUUCCUCCUUUGAACUUGGAAACCAAAGACUAGGAGCAGUGUGACUUUAUUUUUUUUUUCCUUUUUUCUUUUUUUUUUUUUUUCUAGUUUGAGACUGUUUCACUUUUAUAUAUUGGCUGGACUGAGGUGUGGGGUAAGGUUCACUGCGUGUAGGAAGCUAAAUCCCCUUUUCUCUGACUUGUCAGGUAGCUUGGAGAAGGAUGAAGGAUGCACCCAGGUUAGCGAGUCACAAACUGCUUCCACAAGAAAACAAAACAAACAAAAAAAAAAGGGUUUUGUGCUUCACCCCUUACCUUUUCCCCCUCUCUGCAUCUACAGAGCAACAGCUGACUCGGUCAGCUGCCCCUAUAUUGCAAAGCUGUGAAAA